Molecule: messenger RNA, 4716 nt
Organism: Penicillium vulpinum
Lineage: Eukaryota; Fungi; Ascomycota; Eurotiomycetes; Eurotiales; Aspergillaceae
Product: putative ABC bile acid transporter
Exons: 3
Coding region: 1-4716 (1571 amino acids)
Biological process (GO): transmembrane transport
Cellular component (GO): membrane
Molecular function (GO): ATP hydrolysis activity; ABC-type transporter activity; ATP binding
Source: RefSeq, a predicted model, not a curated record
AUGGCUUACUUGGCGACAGCUACGUAUCUAGCUUUGUCGCUAGUUGCUCUGGAUAGUAUACCUGCUAUCCAGAGUAUCGCCUAUCGCAUUGGCCGCAAAGGGGAGUAUGAGCCAUCCCAACUAGCCAAAGAUGCCUACUGCGAUCAAGAUGGAGAAGCGACUGAGGAAUCCCUCCGAGCCUUCUCUGAUAAAUGGCAAAGAAUCGCCAUCGCGCUGUUCUCCAUCUCCGGCUUUCUGGUGACCCUUGCAUUGGCUGUUCGCGCGACAUUGAGAUUUAACAUUGCCAACUCCAUGUUGAUAUGGCUACAGUUUGGAGUCUGGAUUCUGCUCGCUAUUCAAGCUAUUGCGUUCUUCACCGAGCCCCGACCGACAAGCCGAUAUGUUCUCGGCCACUUCGCUUUCUGGGGGAGUUUAUUUACCAUUGCGGUUCCAGGUAUCGAAUUGGGAGUUCUGAUAUUCUCUCAACUCGGCAUGCCCCAUGGACGAGUUUGGAUCGGUCUGCAGUUGGCCCAAAUUGCUAGCGCUGCUCUUCGUGCCAUAUUCUGUGUUAUGCUACCGCGCCGUCCAGAUAUUUACCAUGAAGACAAACUGGUUGAACAGGAGCUUUCGGUCUCUCUACUCAGCCGCUUCACUUUUAGCUGGGCCAAUCACUUGCUAAACCAAGCAGUGAAGCACAAGACCAUGGAACUCGAUGAUAUACCCAAGCUUACAGCAUCGAAUCGUGCUGAUGUGCUUCGUGAGAAAUUCGAAAUUGCCAGAAAGGGCCGCAAAUUAUGGCGAGCGAUUAUCUCUGCGCAUUUGUGGCCACUGAUCACCCAGACCACACUUAGUCUAGUGAUUUGCUUCCUGGGCUUUGGGCCGCAGGUCGCCCUGUUUAACAUCUUAAAAACACUCGAACUGCGCGAUACCCCAUACUGGAAUCCUGGAGCAUCUUAUAUCUGGGUCCUGGCAUUGGGCGGGUUGUUGUUCCUUUGCUCAAGCGUGGAGGCAUGGCUGUACUGGGUGGUCUACUCGAAACUUGGAGUUCCGACCUACGCAGAGUUGUCAGCGGUCAUAUUUGCCAAGGCCAUGCGUCGGAAGGAUGUGAAGCAUACAAAAAAGUCCAACACGCCAGAUGAACCCAAAACUUCCAGCAAAGCAUCGGAGGCCGACGAAGAUGAUGAGGAUGCAUUGAAGAAAAGCCGUCAGAGUAUUAUCAACCAUGUGGCCGUGGAUGCUCGGCGUGUUUCUGACUUUGCCUCUUUCAACUACAUCAUUCCACAGGCAAUCUUCAGAAUCACGAUUGGUGCCGCCUUUCUGGUCCAAAUCCUCGGCUGGCGCAGUGCCUUUGCAGGUCUUUCGAUCUCUCUUCUUGUGACACCACUGAAUAUAUACGCAGCCAGAAAAUAUUCAAAUGCACAGGACCGAUUGAUGAAAUUCCGUGACCAGAAGCUGGCAAUCGUUACUGAAGUACUGCAGGGAAUCAGGCAGAUCAAAUUCUCGGCUUUGGAGGAGCAAUGGCAGAAGCGUGUCCAGGACACGCGGGAAACUGAACUUGGCGCAUUGUGGGCUGCUUUUGUUGCUGAUAUCGGCCUUCUUGCGAUCUGGGUUCUUGGACCUGUCGGACUAUCCGCCGUUUCGUUGACUACAUACGCCAUUCUUCACGGUACUUUGUCACCUUCUGUGGCAUUCACAGCUAUGGCGAUCUUCAAUUCUCUUGAGAUGGCACUCGCUAUUAUACCAGAGCUCAUGUCGAUGGGUCUGGAGGCGAAGGUUAGCGCAGAUCGUAUCGACGAAUUUUUGGCUACCGCCGAAAAUGUUGUCAAUACUGUCCCCGCUGAUUAUAUCGGUUUUGAAAAUGCCUCUGUUGCGUGGCCUGCGGAGGAAGAAGAUAUCCAAGAGUCCGAGGAUCGUUUCAUUUUACGUGACAUGACUUUGAAAUUCCCGACCAAGAGUCUAAGCGUGAUAUCGGGUAGAACUGGCUCUGGGAAGAGCCUGCUUCUCUCGUCGAUUCUGGGUGAAUGUGAUGUGCUCGCCGGCACGAUCAAGGUACCCAUUCCGCUUCCUAUUAAAGACCGAUUUGAUCACCUUGCGACAAAGGAAAAUUGGAUUAUCGACUCGGCUAUUGCCUAUGUUGCGCAGAUGCCAUGGAUCGAAAAUGCGACAAUCAAAGCGAACAUUCUCUUUGGACUCCCAGACGACGCAGUGCGCUACCAACAGGUCAUUCUUGCUUGCGCUCUGGUAAAAGAUUUCGAGAUGCUGCCAGAUGGCGAUAUGACAGAUAUCGGUGCAAAUGGUGUUAAUCUGAGUGGUGGCCAACGCUGGCGUGUAUCCUUUGCCCGUGCAUUGUACUCCAGGGCUGGCAUACUUAUCAUGGAUGACAUUUUCAGCGCUCUCGAUGCCCACACAGGCCGUCACAUCUUCGAGAACGCUCUCACCGGGGAACUCGGUCGGAAUCGAACUCGCAUUUUGGUCACUCAUCAUGUUGCACUGUGCCUUCCUCGCACGGACUACUCCGUGCUAUUGGAGAAUGGCUGUAUAAAAUACGCAGGCACCAUUGAUGACCUGAAGCAAACACAUCAUCUAGAGGAUAUCCUUCGUGAGGAACAAGCCACAGAACAAGCGGAUCUUGUAGCAGAUGCAGAGAACCGUGAAUUACUCAAUGAUGAGGAGACGACUCUCCAAAAGGUGAUAUCGAAUACAUCCUACCAAAAAGCAAGCACAGCUGGAGGUGGCCAGGCCUCCAACGGAAAUGGAAUUGCUGCUGCAGAACCGACGCCUACACCGAAGAAGUUUGUUGAAGACGAAAAGCGAGAAAUUGGUUCGGUGCGACUAUCGGUUUACCUUGCUUUCUUGGGCAAAGGUGGCUCCGUGGUCUAUUGGUUGGUGACGCUCUGUGUCUAUCUAUUGUUCUCGACCCUCUUGGUUGGACGAUCUUGGUGGAUCAAUAUUUGGACCGGUUCAUCCUCUAAUACUCGGGCCCAUCCCGAGCAAUACCAUGCCCUAUUGCAGCACACCAUGCAACCAACUGCACCGGUCCCACAACAUGAUGAGCUAUUUAUGUACCUUGGAAUUUACGUUGCUAUCUCGAUCACUGCCUGUAUAGCUGGUACACUCCGUUAUUACUGUAUUCUUUCUGCAUCAGUCAGAGCCUCGAGGAACCUGUUUAAUGGCUUGAUUUAUGCUAUCCUCCGGGCGCCACUCCGGUGGCUGGACACUGUCCCAUUGGGGCGAAUUCUAAACCGCUUCACAGCUGACUUCCACUCAAUCGAUUCACGAAUCGGAUACGAUAUUGGGUUCUUCGUAAGCAAGAUCCUCGAUGUUUUGGCAAUCAUGGUUGCGGGCAUGCUUGUCGACUGGACGAUCAUCUUGCUCGCCAUAGUCUUGUUGCUCGUAUGUCUAAAACUAGCCGUCUCCUAUUUGGGAGGUGCCCGUCAAAUCAAACGUCUCGAGAGCACUGCAAAAAGCCCUGUGUUUGAGCAGUUUGGGUCUAGUCUCGCUGGCCUAAUCACCAUUCGUGCCUUCAGCAAACCAGAUACCUACAUCGAUAUCAUGUAUAACAAGAUCAAUCGUCAUGCGCAAGCAUGGUGGACCUUGUGGCUUUUCAACCGCUGGCUCUCAUUCCGUAUGAGCAUCGUUGGCGCUAUCUUCUCAACCGUCACUGCUGGGCUCGUGGUCUAUUUGCCAGGUAUCAGCGCUUCACUUGCGGGUUUCGCUCUCAGUUUUGGGUUGCAGUAUAACGCUGCGAUCACCAUGGCACUGCGGCAAUACGCUAAUAUUGAAUUGAAUAUGAACGCCACAGAGCGUGUCAUCGAGUAUUCUAAUAUUGAGAUCGAGAACCAAGGCGGAGUCGAUGCACCUGCCGCUUGGCCUACAGAGGGUAAUCUCGAAGUCCACGAUCUUGUGGUGGGUUAUGCACCUGAUCUCCCACCAGUAUUGAAAGGGCUCAGCUUCUCGGUGGAGAACAACCAGCGCGUAGGCGUCGUUGGACGCACAGGGGCAGGAAAGUCUUCUUUAACACUUGCACUCUUCCGAUUCCUUGAGGCACGCUCAGGCCAGAUCUUCAUCGACGGAAUCGAUGUGUCCAAGAUCAAACUGCACCACCUCCGCAGCCGACUUGCAAUCAUCCCACAAGACCCAGUGCUCUUCUCUGGCACGGUACGAUCAAACCUAGACCCGUUCGAGGAAUAUAGCGAUACGGAGCUCUACGAUGCGCUAGCACGCGUGCACCUAAUCUCCAAGGCCGAAGACGACGAGCUAACCCUCACAUCGCGGACUGCCACGCCCCGCCAGCCCAGCGAAACGGGUGCCUCGACACCAGCGACUGUCCAGAAGAACAACGCUAACGCUUUCACGUCUCUCUCUGCGACUAUCUCCGAGGGCGGCCUCAACCUCUCGCAAGGUCAGCGCCAGCUCCUCUGUCUCGCCCGUGCUAUCGUCGCGCGGCCCAAGAUUAUGGUACUCGAUGAGGCGACCUCGGCGGUCGAUAUGGAGACCGACGCAUUAAUUCAGCAGUCUAUCCGCGCGGAAUUCGGCCGUAAUGCUACCACGCUGCUAGUCAUUGCGCACCGGCUUAGCACCAUUGCGGAUUUCGAUCGCAUUCUUGUCAUGGAUGCUGGAAAGGCGGCUGAAUUUGGCAGACCUAGGGAUCUUAUGGAGAUUGAAGGAGGUAUCUUCAAGAACCUCGUUGAGAAUAGUGGGGAGAAGGAAGUGUUGGAGAAAAUGAUCUUUGCGUGA